AAACCAGAGAAGAGAGAAAUGAAUUGUUGAGAGAAGUUAGCCCUUUGUCAGAGCGAAUUUACAUUAUCGACUUAGUUGAUAAAACCAAAAUUACUUUGGCUAGACCAGUUCGGUACAACUUCCUUGUUUCAAGUAAACCUACUGCAUGGCAUACCCACAAAAGAGUGAAGAAGACCAAAAUCUCAAUUUCGAGUCAUAACUGAAGGCUCUCUUUACCCAUGUAACGCCGAGUUGCCGGCUGUGGGGAACUGUACCUUCAUGGAAUACUACUGUAGCUUACGAAACUACGAAUCAACAUUCUUCAAGGCGAUGAAGGAAGAGACUUCCGCAGAUUGUGGGCUCCAAUUCUGGAUUUUAUUUUAUCGCUCCAUCGAGAAAUCAAGGAAAUGUUCGAAAACUAGACCAGAAUCAAAAGUGGCUGACAUUGAGGAAAUGAGAUCGCUUUACUGCAGCGGGAAAGACUUAGAGAUACCGCUUGUUUCUUCGCUGUCCUUGUGUUCUCCCAAACACAAGAGCCGAGUUGAUGCAUGCAUUCGUGACUAUGCGGUUACGUUUUCCAGGGACCCGAACGACAAAUCACUGUGCAGUAAACGUGGAGAAGCUAGGAUUUGUGUGAAAAUGGCAUGGCGUAACUAUUGCACCCUGAAUAUCACAGCUACGUCCACGGGGAUAUUCGAAAAUGUUACCACUAAGUUUAACCCAUUUUGUGAUGGAGAGAGAGAUGCAUGGGCUUCAGGAGAAGAUCAGUGCAUGCAAUACUAUGAAGACCCCAUUCAGUCUACUUCGCCUACUCAGCCGGUUUGUAGCAGAGUAGGACGCCGCGAGUAUUCCAUGACUGUUCUUGGUCUCUUUGGCAGAAUCUUUGGCUUUAUGCUCUUGCACUUUGUGUUCGGGAGUAAUUAAAACCUAGCGCAUGUGGACUAUCGUUAACAUAGUGCCAAUCAAUUCAUUUGGAUAGAUAGAUACUUUUAGAUAGAUAGAUACAGAAGACUAGGUGACCGAUUCCGAGAACACCUUCACGACGUGGAGAGGAAUGGCAGGGACACAUCAAA
This is a messenger RNA of Stylophora pistillata, 1052 nucleotides long. RefSeq lists its product as uncharacterized. NCBI's taxonomy places the organism in Eukaryota, Metazoa, Cnidaria, Anthozoa, Scleractinia, Pocilloporidae. The record is from RefSeq and is a predicted model, not a curated record.